Messenger RNA from Patiria miniata (bat star), 2551 nucleotides. RefSeq lists its product as uncharacterized. Lineage: Eukaryota; Metazoa; Echinodermata; Asteroidea; Valvatida; Asterinidae. Gene Ontology annotation, molecular function: DNA endonuclease activity; single-stranded DNA binding. The record is from RefSeq and is a predicted model, not a curated record. Gene Ontology annotation, cellular component: nucleus. Bases 137 to 2029 code for a protein of 630 amino acids. Gene Ontology annotation, biological process: nucleotide-excision repair. The transcript has 8 exons.
CAGUAUGGAGCAGUGCAGGCGUCUGACUCUGCAGUUACUGCCGGGGCCUAUAUUCUUUCUGCCCAGUUCUGCAAAUUUCUAGAAUGAUUUGAGAGAAGAAAGCUACCGAGUUUUUUUCAGAGACAGAGUGUGAAUCAUGGGCAACAUCAUCUCAUCCAGCCUCUUUGGUAAGGAGAUAAAAGAUGAGAGAGACGACUUCAGCCAGGAAGAUGAAGGAUAUGAUGACGUCAGAUACGACGGACCUCUGGACCUCGACCAGAUUGUCCUUCUGCACUCUCUGCAUAGAUGUCGCCCAUCAGAGGAGAAAAGAAAAUUCAAACAACAAACAGGCCUGUCUGAUGACGCAACAGUGUCCAGACAAGUAAAGGCGUCCCAAGAUAAUCAGGAUGAAGCAGAUGCGACAAAAACAUAUACCACCUCUGUCUUGGAAAGGACAGAAAUGCCUUCUGUCUCGACUGAUGAGGAAGCAAUCCUCACUGGCAAGACAAAACCGAAUCAAAAGUUGGAAGCUUUCCACGCCCCAUCCACAAAGACUUUUGGGCCAGGAAAAAGGAGUCUUACAUCGGAACAGGUUGAAGUUAACAGCUGUACCAGAGAUCCAAGGCACGGGUUUGCUGAAACCCAGUCAAAGGCAGCAUUCAGCAACUUGAGAGAGGAGCAGACCACAAAACCCUUGUCGUGGGAGAUCGACGUUACUGAUCUAGCUGCACCUAAAGAUUUGAAGAGAAAGAAAUCUGCCAAAGGAGUUGCUAAGAAAGUGCAGAAGAAGGAUGUCUCCUCGACCACAAGUCCCGAAGAAGACAAGUACAUCCCUCCGAUGGUAACCGUGACAACCACCAUGCUGGCAGAGAGAAAGGUCCUGGACCAAAGAAGAUGGUUCUGCAUCUCCCGACCUCAGUACAGUAAAUCCUGUGGUCUAUCCUCUCUAGUCUCCUGUUGGAACUUCCUGUUUUCCACCAUCGGUGCCGGUGACCGCCGACCAAUCACACAGGAGGAGGCCCUGACGGUGUUAGGAUUCAAACCGCCCUUCGGCGAAAUAAGAUUUGGGCCUUUUACCGGAAAUGGAACGUUGAUGAGAUGGUUUCGGAAGCUGAACAACCAUUACGGAACCCGGGGCAAGUCCUAUCACAUGUACAAGCCGGUCGGCAAAGCUCGCACUGUCGGGCGGACGUCGGAGGAAGCCCUGCGACUGCUCAAGGCUGGGCUGCACGACGCUGAGACCACAUUCAUCUAUCACUGCUGGAACCACUACUUCUGUCCUGUAGGGUUUGAGGAGGUGCCCAAGAAAGCUGUGGAUGCCUUCAGAGGACCACUCUCUGAAGAUGAAGUCGAUACCUGGAUCUUAGUUGCUGACCCGAGUCGUAAGCAGCCCGGUAUUCACUGCUUCAGGUGGGAAGAUAUCUCAACCGAUCUCAACUGCAAGAGCCCUGAGUGUCUGAACAUCCGCAAGCUGCACCUCGGCGUCCAGACCAGAAAAACCAAAAGGGUGGGCGGGAACCUCCACUGCCUCAUGGCGUUCAAGAGGAGCAACUCUCAAAGUGCCUCAGUGUCUUUGGGGCACCUUGGUGGGAGACUUGGUCAGGGGAAUGGAGAGGAGACGGGGAGGGUUCGAGGUUGGGUGUCACGAAUCCGAGGUUUGGAUGAGGGGUUGGAGGGGAGAGGUUGUGAUGAGGCUCAUGAGGUUUCAGUGAUGUCUGGGUUUGGAGAGAUGAAUGAUGCGACACAUAGAGAGGUGUAUGAUGAGGUUGGCAUGAGGUUCAAGAUGAACGGUGAUGAGGCAAAUGGGGAAAUGCGGACAGGAGGUUUGGAGGCAGGGGACGAGGAAUCAAGGAUGGAUGUUGGUAGUGAGGUUGGCGAGGUUUUGCACGAGGCAAUCUGCCCUGAUGCAAGUGAUGAAGUGCAGAACAGACAUUGGGUAGUGAGGAUCAGUCGGGGUGCGGAUGAGGUGAAUGGGAGGUUUCAUUUCGAGGAGAGGACAGACGAUGAGGAUGAUGUGGAGGAUGAUCACACUGAUUCCAGCGAGGAGUAGGACCUCAACAAAAAAGCAAGGAGGGUUUGGCUUCUAAUCCAAACACAAUCUUUCUCAGUUUUUGAAAAAGAUUCUUGAAGGAUUGAAUCGCCUUUCCUUCCCUAACUAUCUGUCGCAUCAUUCCAGUUGAUGAAAUAUUUCUAUCAGCACUGCGUUCUGAUUGAGCAUUAGGAAUAUUAUUAGUUAAGCUUGCAGUGAUGGCGUACAAUAUACGUGUAUUAUGUAAAGCCGUCCAGUGAGGCUUCAAGUGUUGUAUUGACAUGUAUGGUUGGAAUAGUCUUGGUACUGCCAGACGUUUUUGGCCGGGGUAGUUCACAAUAGACGGUACAGCCUUCGUACAGCGCAUCAGCGUGCAUGUUCCCGUUCCGGACCGGACUAGGUCGACGAAACUGUACCCAGAUUGCCAAGUCAGUGAUGCAUUUUUGGUCAAAAUACUUGAAACUUUGCGCGUUAGGCCCAAAAAAAAUCGGUCUCCGGUCAGACCGAAGUUCCGGAAUUGAUGCGGUGACGCGUUUUUUGUUU